Molecule: messenger RNA, 1782 nt
Organism: Anas platyrhynchos (mallard)
Lineage: Eukaryota; Metazoa; Chordata; Aves; Anseriformes; Anatidae
Product: carbonyl reductase [NADPH] 1
Molecular function (GO): carbonyl reductase (NADPH) activity
Source: RefSeq, a predicted model, not a curated record
ACCCGCCCCGGCCCUGCCCGCCGCGGGAGGCGGGGCCCCGGCCGCCAUUUUAGGUCCGUGCGCCUGCCCCUGGGGAGCGUGGUCUGUGGCGGGCCGCCAGGUCAACCUCCUGCAGCGCGGUGCUCGGGGGCCAGGGGCAGGCACGCAGAGCCAGAGUUACUGUCACUUUGGUGUACGUUCAGAGAGGACAAUGUCCAGCGUGGCUGUGGUGACCGGCUCCAACAAGGGGAUCGGCUUCGAAAUCGUGCGGGCUAUGUGCAAGCGGUUCCCAGGGGAUGUGUACCUCACAGCCCGGGACCCCGGACGUGGCCAGGAAGCAGUGGCGAAGCUCCAGGAGGAAGGGCUGCAUCCUCUCUUCCACCAGCUGGAUAUUGAUGAUCCGCAGAGCAUCAGAGCUCUGCGGGACUUCCUAAAGCAGAAAUACGGAGGUCUGAAUGUGCUGGUGAACAAUGCAGCGAUAGCUUUCAAAGUUAAUGACCAAACUCCGUUUGCGGUCCAAGCAGAGGUUACCCUGAAGACAAACUUUUUUGGAACUAGGAAUGUUUGCACAGAAUUGUUGCCUAUCAUGAAGCCUUAUGGUAGAGUGGUGAAUGUCUCUAGCAUGGCAAGUAGCUCGGCUCUGGGACGCUGCAGCCAAGAACUACAGAAGAAGUUUCGCAGCGACACAAUCACCGAGGAAGAGUUGGUGGAGCUCAUGACAAAAUUUGUGGAAGAUACCAAGAAAAAUGUGCAUGAGAAAGAGGGGUGGCCAAAUACUGCCUAUGGGGUGUCCAAAAUUGGUGUCACAGUCUUGUCCAGGAUUCAAGCCCGGAUGUUUAAUGAGAAAAGAAAAGGGGACCACAUCCUUCUCAAUGCCUGCUGCCCUGGGUGGGUGAGAACAGACAUGGCAGGUCCUAAGGCCCCUAAAUCACCAGAGGAAGGGGCUGAGACCCCAGUUUACUUAGCCCUUUUGCCUUCGGAUGCUGAUGGUCCUCAUGGCCAGUUUGUUAGUGAGAAAACUGUUCAGACCUGGUGAUUUUAUGGUUAGUGGACCCAUGCAAGCGGUAAUAUGGCUGUGUGCCUUGGUAGUGACACCCCGAGCAGUCUCAUCCUUUCCACAGCAGUGUGAGGGUCCUUUGUCAUUACGGUGGGGGUUACAUUUCCAGUGUUUCUCUAACACUGUCUUUACGCUCAGAAUCUUCCCAGCAGCAUCUGUUAACCUCGUUAACACGUUAACCUCCGCUGAGGUGCCUGACCUUGUUUACCAGAAUUUGGUCUCCAUUAAGUCACUGCCAGCCCUUCACUUCUCAUGCUACCCCUGAGACAGCCAUGGAUCUCUGGCAUGGGGCUCUGAUGAGACAAAUGCCUUAUGCUUUCUUAGUGCAACAGAUCUUUUUGGGAACCACAGGUUCUUGAGUUUGUAUGUGAUUUCUUAAAGGAGAAUUAGUUGUUGUUUUUUUGUUUUUUGUUUUUCUCAGAGCUACAAUCUAACCAGUUUUUGGGGGAAGCUAAUCAGAUUCAAACAGAACCACUUGUAUAAAAAUUCCUUGUCACUACAAAAUGGAAUUAGGUGAAAAUAAAAAUUGCACUUGUAUACCAUUAGUUGGAAAACCUGUCCAGUGGGCUUUAUUAAUGUGUACGCCAAUAAAUGAUUACUUCUGGAAUUCUAUUAUUGUGAUACUAAAAAUAGAUGUUUGUUGAAAAUACACUUUAAUUUUUUGCAUCCAGACCUGUAGCUGGAAUAUGUGAUGUUUGGAAUAUAUUAAGAGAAAAUAAACUAUAGAACUGAUAAUAGCAAACAUC